Messenger RNA from Oppia nitens, 662 nucleotides. RefSeq names its product heat shock protein beta-1-like. Gene Ontology annotation, biological process: protein refolding; response to heat. The transcript has a single exon. Lineage: Eukaryota; Metazoa; Arthropoda; Arachnida; Sarcoptiformes; Oppiidae. Gene Ontology annotation, molecular function: protein folding chaperone. The coding region runs from base 137 to 616 and encodes 159 amino acids. The record is from RefSeq and is a predicted model, not a curated record.
CGAUUGAAACAAAUUUUCUGUUAAACUACAAAACUUUUAGUACACUAUAAAAGCUAUAUAACAAUAAUACUUUUGAUACAUAUCCACAACAAUAAUACAUUGAAUUUGUGAUUAUAAUUAUUGCAAUUAAAUAAUAAUGGCUUUGAAUCUGUUUUUGCCGUAUCGCUCGUCUGUUUUUCGCCGAAAUCAACAUUUGUUUGAUUGGCCGCAGAGUUUGUUUGAUUUGGAUUUAAAUGAAUUGGACGACCACUGGAACCGAUCAAUGAGUCAAUUGAAUCAAAUUUCUGGAUCAUCACAAGUGGCCAAUACUGGCGAUAAGUUUUCGGUAAAGUUAGACGUUAGUCAUUUCAAACCCGAAGAAAUUGAAGUCAAGACUAUUGGCAAUAGUAUUCAAAUUCAUGGCAAACACGAAGAAAGAAGUGAUAGUCACGGAUGGAUUGCACGAGAGUUCACCCGACGGUACGCUUUGCCCGAUGGCUGCAAAGCCGAGGAAGUGAUGUCGAGUCUUAAGCCGAAUGGUGUGCUGACUAUUGAGGCCAAGAAAGAACAGUUGCCACCAAUCAGUGGUGUUGAACGUGUGGUUCCCAUCGCUAUCACCGAAGGAGACAAACAAUAAAUUUGUUUUUUUGGUUGAUUUGUUUAUCAAUUAUUCAAUUGAUUUA